AUGGCUGCGUCCUCGUGCAGCGCAUGAGUUUUCUCUCUACUUACAUCGACCGAACGCGUUUGCUACAGAAUAGAAAAAAGCUGGCUACCUACCUAGCCAUUUGUCAGGAGGGCAGCUAAAUACAAAAGCUGUUUUGGUUUGUCUUCAUCGUCUCAACCGCAUUUUCAUUUGAUCUCCCCGUCUUCAGCUUGCAAGCCCUGGGGUGAUACCAAUGAAAAUGAAGGCGAAGAAAUUACAACACAAGGGAAAGGAGGUCAGAAAUGGGACCAAGCCCACCAAGCGUGGGAUUUUGGUGAAGGGAAGUUGGAAGGCAGUGGAGCUGGACCCCUCUCUCUUCUCUGAGGAGGACAUGGGAGGGCUGGUGUGCUUCGAGGAGCUGACGGACUACCGCCUGGUCAACUCUGCAAAGGCAGUAGCAAAAGCUGGAACAAAGGGGGAGAAAGAAAAGGAGAAGAAAGGCAAAAAAAGAAAAGCAAGUGAGGCAGUGGAAGGAGAGACAGGUGGAAAGGAAGCAGGGGAGGGGGGAAGCGAGAGCAAAGAGGAGUCAACACAACCUGCCAAAAAAAAGCGCAAAAAGAAGAGAAAGGGUAAAAAAGAGGAACAGAGUGAUACCCCAACUGUUGAAGUGGGAGUUCUUGAGGGGGCAGAGGCUGAGAAGCCUGAGGAAAGUGUGGCACCAGAACAGGCUGUGACUCCAGAGGAAGAUUCUCAAAUGCAUCCAACAAAAGGAAAGAAAACAAAGAAGAAAAAGAAGGUCAAGAAGGAGAGAGAUCAGGCAGUGCAGGAACCAGAAACAUCUGAUAACACUGCACCACCUGCAAAGGCUGCUCCUCCUUCAAAAAAGAGGGCAAAAAAUUGGACUAACGCUGCCCUUUCUGGAGCCUCGGGUAUGGAGACCGACGUGUCGGCGUGGAAGGAUUUAUUUGUCCCAGAGCCGGUCCUUCAGGCUCUAGGUGCUCUUGGAUUUAGUGCGCCUACACCCAUUCAAGCUCUAGCCCUACCACCAGCCAUCAGAGACCGUAUGGACAUACUUGGAGCAGCUGAGACCGGAAGUGGCAAGACGCUGUCAUUCGGAAUCCCCAUGAUCCAUGCCAUUCUAGGGUGGAGGCAAGCUCAGGAGAGAAAGAGUGAGGGGGUGCAAGACCAGGCUAACCCUGGGACACAAGUGAAGAGUCUUUACCUACCUGAGGAGCAGCAGUCUGACGAGGAGCCCUCCACAGCUGGCACAGAGGAGGAGAAGGGUGUCCAAACAGGAGAAGCAGAUGAGGAAGAGGUCGAACAAGGGGCCGGCGAGGAGGACGCGGAGGAAGCGAACGAGGGUGAGGAACAGUACACGCAAGAAGGGGACACCGAGGAGGAAGAGGACACACAAGAAGGGGACUCCGAGGAAGAUGAUGACGACGACUCUCAGAAGCUGGGGUGUGUUAAAGUCAUUGAGGACAUGGAGUUUGACUUUGACACCGCUGGUAAGACCGAAGUGCCAGCCAAUCAGAAACAGCCUUUGCUGGGAUUGAUCCUCACUCCAACCAGGGAGCUGGCCGUCCAGGUGAAGCACCACAUUGACGCUGUGGCGCAGUUUACAGGUAUCAAGACUGCAAUUGUGGUUGGUGGAAUGGCUCCACAAAAGCAGAACAGGGUGCUGAAUCGCCGGCCCGAAAUUGUGAUUGCCACACCAGGUCGUCUUUGGGAGAUGAUCAAGGAGAGGCAUCCACACCUCCUGAACCUUAAGCAGCUCAGAUGCCUUGUGAUCGAUGAAGCGGACCGCAUGGUGGAGAAGGGCCACUUCGCUGAGCUGGAGAACCUGCUGGAGAUGCUGAACGAGUCUCAGUUCAGCCCCGAGAGGCAGACGUUCGUGUUCUCGGCCACCCUGACCAUGGUGCACCAGACCCCCACCCGCAUACUGCAGAAGAAGAAGGGCAAGAAGCUGGACCAGCGCAGCAAGCUGGAGAUCCUCAUGGAGAAGGUGGGCAUCAAGGCCAAGCCCAAGGUCAUCGACCUGACCAGGAAGGAGGCCACGGUGGAGACCCUGACGGAGACGCGCAUCCACUGCGACAAGGACGAGAAGGACUUCUACCUCUACUACUUCCUCCUCCAGUACCCCGGGCGCACCAUGGUGUUCGCCAACAGCAUCGACUGCAUCAAGCGGCUAAACUCGCUGCUCACCAUCCUGGACUGCACCCCCCUGCCACUGCACGCCAACAUGCACCAGAAGCAGCGCCUCAAAAACCUGGAGAGGUUCGCCGAGAGGGAGAGCUCUGUCCUCCUCACGACGGACGUGGCAGCCCGAGGGCUGGAUAUUCCCAAUGUUCAGCAUGUCAUCCAUUACCAGGUGCCACGAACAUCAGAGACGUACGUCCAUCGCAGUGGCCGGACAGCACGCGCAACGAAAGAAGGUCUCAGUUUACUUCUGAUUGGCCCAGACGACAUGAUGAACUUCAAGAAAAUAUACAGGACACUUGGCAAAGAUGAAGACCUUCCCAUGUUUCCCAUACAGACCAAGUGCAUGGCCAUGAUUAAGGAGCGUGUCAACUUGGCAAGAAAGAUAGAGAAGAUUGAGUUCCACAACAGCAGGGAGAAGCACCACAACUCCUGGUUCAAGCAAGCGGCAGAAGCGCUGGAGGUGGAUCUGGAUGACGACGUCCUCCUGGGGGGUAGGAAGGAUGAGGAUGACGAGAGGCAGCAGCAGAGGAUGGUGAAGGGGAUGAAGAAGCACAUGAAGCACCUGCUGUCUCAGCCUAUCUUUAAGAACGUGAUGAAGACCAAGUACCCGACACAGAUGGGAAAGCUCUCCCUGCCCGAGCUCCCCCUGGCCAGCGUCAGGACUGCUCUGGACUGCGUCGCCAGCCAGAAGCACAAACAGAAGAAAAAGAAGAAACAGCAGCAACAACAGAAACAAUGACUUUAUUACUGUUAGAAUGGAUCCAUUCUAGAUGUGCGUUUCCACUUGAGUU
Molecule: messenger RNA, 2951 nt
Organism: Megalops cyprinoides (Indo-Pacific tarpon)
Lineage: Eukaryota; Metazoa; Chordata; Actinopteri; Elopiformes; Megalopidae
Gene: ddx24
Product: DEAD (Asp-Glu-Ala-Asp) box helicase 24
Exons: 9
Coding region: 212-2899 (895 amino acids)
Cellular component (GO): nucleolus
Molecular function (GO): nucleic acid binding; ATP binding; RNA helicase activity
Source: RefSeq, a predicted model, not a curated record